AUGGUCCAAGCAAGUGAUCCAGACAUCUUAUCCGACUUCAUCCCUCCAUCAUCAAACCCGAAUGGAGUUGAUGGGAAUUUCUUCACCUUCACUGGACUGCGUGGAAUAUUUAAUCAAGCUCCAACAACCUUUAAGGAUACAAAAGUUAGCAACGCGGAAUUCCCAGCUCUAAAUGGCCAGAGCGUCUCCCUGGCCAUUCUCCAGUUCCCUGCAGGUGGCGUUAACCCGCCUCUUACCCACCCUCGUGCAACUGGGCUACUGUUUGUUGUCGGAGGUAGUCUUGAGGGGCUAGUUCACUAUCAAUACAAUGCCAAUGCCAAUGCCAAUGAACCGGCUACUGCUAUCGCUGCCUUUGGCAGUGCAAAUCCUGGGACUGCGUUGCUUCCUAUAACUUUGUUUGCCAGUGGCGUCGAUGAUGAGAUUCUUGCUAAGUCUUUUAAAACCGAUGUUGCCACCAUUCAGAAGCUCAAGGCAGGUCUUGCACCACCCAAAGCCUAA
Ilex paraguariensis (yerba mate) is the source of this 498-nucleotide messenger RNA. Lineage: Eukaryota; Viridiplantae; Streptophyta; Magnoliopsida; Aquifoliales; Aquifoliaceae. The record is from the annotation of a GenBank genome assembly.